AUGGAACACGAGAUAUCCCUUAUAGAUGCUAUUCUGUACAACUUGGUCGCGGUCAAGCAGCUUUACGAGUUUGAAGUAAACCACCUUUACACGUUUGCUAGCCUGACUCGCCGUUUCGUGGAGGAAAAGAGCGAAGAAGUGGGAGAUAAAUGCACAGUAUUCAAAGACAAGGCAGCAAAGGAAGAACAAUGGGUAAAGGAAAAGAUACGUAACGUGCAAUCGGAAAUUAGCAGGUUGGACAGGGAGGUAGAAGAGCGCAAGGCUUCAAAGAAAAAGCUGAUGGAGCUGUUCGAAAGUCUGAGGAAGGUCGAUGAGUACGAUCACAAAGAGUCCAAAUCCGACGAGUUGCCUAUAAUGGAGAUCCGCGAAGAGCUGGAUGAUGAAGGGCACGUAAUUUCUGGUGAUGUGAAACCCUAUGCAGAAAUGUCAAAUGAUGACCGACGUGUGGAAUCAUCUCGGUCAAUCAACCCAGAAACAGGUGAAACCAAAAAUGAAUCAGUGACACGCAAGGAACCAGCUUCGCAGUCAAAGGAAGCAGACUUUGAUACCACUCUGAAGUCUACCGAACAUGAGGCGGAAAAAAAAGAGGUCCCCACUCAAACUCAGAAGAUUGAGGAACUAUCUGAAGAAGAGCAGAAGAAAAUCGAUGAGGAUCGAGAACAACUGGCUGAACUUCUGGACGAUAUGGAUAUCGUUCCAAAAAAAACCUCUAAUGUGAAUACUGAAAAAGAAGAAACAAAGCAAACUGAGGAAACAAAGGAAGCUAAAGAUCUCAAUGAAUCUUCGGAGAAGACUUCUGAUUAUCCUCCCGGAAAACCAGCAAUCGACCCAGAAGAUAUCCUCACUCUUGAGAUGAUUGCUGAGGAUUUUGAUGACGAGGAUUUCGACGAAGAUGAGAGCUCUCUGACAGGAGCGUUUCCGGAAGAAGAAGGGGAGGACGAUGAUGACGAUGAUGACGAUGAGAGCUAUGUCAGAGUUGUUCCAAGUGGUGCAAGAAGUAUGUUUCUUCAACAGAUAGCAGAAUUACGACAGAGAAAACAGGAAAAGGGUAGUUUGCCGAAUCUUCCGGAACCUAAGAAAGCAGAAGCAAAGAAGAGCGUUAAAUUUGCGGAAUCGGUUCAAAUCAAUGAAGUAGAAAACGUUUCUGAGGAGCUGAAAAAGACCCGAAACACGAAGGUGUCUCGUUUCAAGCUCCAACGCCAACAGCGAGGUGUCAGUCGUGAAAGUACAUCAGAUGAAGACUCAGAGGAAGUCAUGCAUGAUGUGGUUGAAAGAGACAUUGAGGAGCAGUCGGAUAGCGAUAGUUCAAAGAUAUCUGCUGUUCCAGCUUCUCUGGACUACCGGGCGAUGCAGGACGAUCUGGAUACGAUGGCGAGAGCUUACACGCUGGGAAUGUACGACGAUGACAUUGAGACCCAUGGCGAAAUUAUUGAGAAGCUCGGUGAUUUCGAGUCUCAUAACAAGAUGGUGGAGUCAAAACCUGUUGGUGUGCCAAGAGAAGAAGAUGAUGAGCCUGAGGAGGAGGAAGAUGAUGACAUGGUAUUAGUGGACAAAGUUGUGGAGAAUGAGGUUGACGACGCAGAUGAGGAUCCUGACAUCGAACUUGCAGAUGAGGUUCUGGAAGCAAAUAUUGCGAUGGAUUACACGAGACUACGAACAAAAAUGAUACACCAGUAUAACGGAGGAUUUCAAGAGAGCGAGAAGGAGAAGGAAUAUGAGCCUAUUGAGCCGAUCAAGACAAGUCGUUUUAAAGCUGCUCGAUUAGGGCGUAUCAAUUAG
Molecule: messenger RNA, 1779 nt
Organism: Ogataea haglerorum
Lineage: Eukaryota; Fungi; Ascomycota; Pichiomycetes; Pichiales; Pichiaceae
Exons: 1
Coding region: 1-1779 (592 amino acids)
Source: RefSeq, a predicted model, not a curated record